Desarmillaria tabescens is the source of this 998-nucleotide messenger RNA. RefSeq lists its product as uncharacterized. Lineage: Eukaryota; Fungi; Basidiomycota; Agaricomycetes; Agaricales; Physalacriaceae. The record is from RefSeq and is a predicted model, not a curated record. The coding region runs from base 409 to 798 and encodes 129 amino acids. The transcript is spliced from 3 exons.
UUUGAUGAACACGAGUAUAUUAUUGAAUGCGGCGAUGAAACCACCAAAUACAAAUUACAUACACUAAUACGAAGUGGCCAGGGAUACGGGUACAGAGCAUAGUCACGCAUUCGAGGUGCAAAGCAAACAGAAAGGCUAAAUGCAACUUGUGCAGGAGCAUAGAGAUGCCGCUGAACAUCAAAGCAUCGGACCCAGCCUCACGAGUCACAAUAACGGGUAGUCAUCUUCAUGAUGGGGCUCUUAGGCAGACAAUUAUCUUGGAUGUUCAUUGUGAUCGGUAUCCGUAUGUAUCGCAACGACUUUGCCUAAAGAGCGAAAUCAGCGAAAUCACAGACAAACAGUGAGAAGACAUAUUUUCCAACCGUGGGGCAGACUCUGAUAUUAAAGAAACCACAAAAGUCAGAGUAUAUGUGCAUACAUGCUUUCGAAUUUGCGCACCUUGUUGUAUAUCUACCAUCCUUAUUGUCCUCCUCACCUGCCUAUCCUUCUCAUUGCGAAACAUUGUUCAGCACUUCGUGGGCAUGGUCGAUGUGGUACUGGAAAGAGCAGUUAUUAUACGGCGGCACGAAGGUAAACCGAUGCCAAAAGCACCUCCAAUCAGAAGUAGCGUCACUCGACUCCCUCUGUUACCUCUGCCCUCGAGUACCGCUAUUAUGUUCUCGGCAUCGCCGUGACCUUCAUGCAUUGUGUGUUCAUCGUCAGACGAACCGUAGGCACUGCCGCUGCCAAGAUCCUUGUUGUUGCCAUUGUCUUGCUCCAUGUCGACCUCAUAAUCAGCUUCGUCAUCUUCAGAUCUGAAGUUGGUGGAGUCGGAAACCGUUUUCUCGCUGGUGGUUGGGAAACCUGGCGAUGCUCGGCAUUCUUCGAUGCAUUCUUGGAUGUGCUCGAAGGUUUUCUGGGUGGGAGUAGCUUUUCUCGAUGGCUUCACAUGUGAAGAACUGGAGAAUGUGGGUUUGGGGAUGGCAGGGAAGAUGGCGGUAGAAAGAAAAGCAAAGAUC